This is a messenger RNA of Aegilops tauschii subsp. strangulata, 1166 nucleotides long. Its product is annotated as chloroplastic group IIB intron splicing facilitator CRS2, chloroplastic. The record is from RefSeq and is a predicted model, not a curated record. NCBI's taxonomy places the organism in Eukaryota, Viridiplantae, Streptophyta, Magnoliopsida, Poales, Poaceae. Gene Ontology annotation, molecular function: peptidyl-tRNA hydrolase activity.
CCCCUUGCCCUCGCCAUAUCGUCUAUCGCCUUCGGUUGCCACUCCUCUCCCCCCGCCAUGUCGCUCGCCAUGGCCACUCCCACCGCCACCGCCGCCGCCCAUCUCGCCUCGCCCCUCCUCUUCUCCUCAUCCCCGGACCCCCGCAGCCGCCGAACCCUGAGGGCCCCGUUCCGACGCGCCCGCCUUGCCGUCGUCGCCUCCGUCCCCGACCCCGCCGACAAGCCGGUGGAGUACACGCCCUGGCUCAUCGCCGGCCUCGGCAACCCCGGCAGCAAGUACCACGGCACUCGCCACAACGUGGGGUUCGAGAUGGUGGAUCGCAUCGCGCGGGACGAAGGGAUCACGAUGAACACCAUCCAGUCCAAGUCUCUGCUCGGAGUAGGUUUAAUUGGGGAGGUACCAGUGCUGCUGAUAAAGCCACAAUCAUACAUGAAUUACUGUGGUGAAGCAAUUGGACCGCUUGCUGCCUAUUACCAAGUACCUCUGCGGCACAUUCUUGUGAUUUAUGAUGACAUGAGUCUGCCCAAUGGUGUAUUGCGACUUCAACGGAAAGGUGGCCAUGGCCGCCAUAAUGGCCUACAGAAUGUAAUUGAGCAUUUGGAUGGCUGUCGGGAGUUUCCUCGUUUAUCUAUAGGCAUUGGUAGCCCACCUGGCAAAAUGGAUACACGAGCUUUUCUUCUGCAGAAGUUUAGUUCAGAGGAACGAAUUCAGAUUGACACCGCAUUGGAGCAAGGGGUGGAUGCUGUGAGGACCCUUGUGCUCAAGGGUUUUAGUGGAAGUAUUGAGAGAUUUAAUCUGGUGCAGAAGUACAAGUUCAACAGGGCUUGAUGAUUCUUUAGAUGCUUGGAUCUGUCUACUUUUGGAAGAUACAUGAAUGCACACGAAAAUGUUUUUGCAAGCGUUUGAUGUGAUAAUACGCAUAACCUUAGGUGCACUAAGUUGGAUGUCCUGUAGUUUUGAGGAUGUUAAAAACUUAAACAGGGUGUAGAUAAGGUAGAGUUCUUCUGCACAUCUUCCUAAAGAUAACUCAUGGUUUACUCAAAUUGGAAAUAAAAUAGGUCCAUUUGAUGAAGGUCAUGUAAAAACACUUUGUACUUCUGUAGGUUAAUGACACAUUAGUCUGAUGUAAAAGAGGAAUGUAGACCAUUUCAUUCCACCUUUCCUAA